UACUCUCUUCUUCCUCAUCCCUUCUCUCAUCCUCUUCUCAUCCUAUCCGGAUCUUAACCAUACCUACUCUGCGAUUCCUACCACUGAUUGCGAUAUUCCUCUUGAUCCUUCCCCACACUCGCCCCUACCCCAACUAUGUCAGCCGAACUCACAAAAGUCGAUUCUGCCAUUGCUGGCUUGUCAAUAACUCCCAAGGAGGAGAAAGAAGCCGACAAGGCGUCAAAGAAGACUCACAGGCGCCAGUCAUCUCAGUCGGACGGGAUCUGGAAUAUCAAGGACUUGGAGGAAAAAAAGAUCGAGUUGACUCUCCCCAUCGAAACACAAAAGACCGGGUGGAAGCUCAACACCUCGCCGUCUACAAUUGAGGACAAGGAUAUCCUCAAACUCCAUCUCGUAACCCCCCCGGUGAAGAAGAUUGAUCUGCAUUUCCCGUUGGGAUUGGAGGUGACUGCUCGUAAUCUCAAGGGAGUCACAAUCAAGGACGCGCUGGACGCUAUCUACAAGCAGUUCAAGAAGAAGGCUAAUGAUGAGCUGGAUAAACCCUACCUUGCUGGUUUCGAGUGGGACAAGGAAGAGUGCUGGACACGCCUAAUCGUCCACCAGAAAAAGGAAGGCCCGGCUCCACAGACCUCAAGUAAGAAGUCCAAGAAGAAGAAGGAAGAGGCAUAGAACGGGCAUGUUUAUUGGUGUGCUAAGUGCCAAUGGUUGCUCUCCUUUUCUGCCCAGGACGUACUUUCCAGACUUAAUCUUUACUCUCAUUUUGCUUCUUAGCACCUCCCUACGGCUUGUUUCAGGAUGUAGAAGCCUGGACUAGAGGGCGAUUUCCCUACAUAGCUUGAUUUGAUUCUACAAUCUCAAUAUUACUGCACUUCUAUUUUCAGUCUUCCCCUAUCCCGACUAGUCUACUUAUUGGCAUGGAGAUUACGUGCAAGCCCCUGCUGUCUUUACCCUCAGUAGAAGGAGU
Messenger RNA from Aspergillus nomiae NRRL 13137, 964 nucleotides. RefSeq lists its product as uncharacterized. The transcript has 5 exons. Bases 136 to 669 code for a protein of 177 amino acids. NCBI's taxonomy places the organism in Eukaryota, Fungi, Ascomycota, Eurotiomycetes, Eurotiales, Aspergillaceae. The record is from RefSeq and is a predicted model, not a curated record.